Molecule: messenger RNA, 7527 nt
Organism: Paecilomyces variotii
Lineage: Eukaryota; Fungi; Ascomycota; Eurotiomycetes; Eurotiales; Thermoascaceae
Product: TorA protein
Exons: 4
Coding region: 87-7232 (2381 amino acids)
Biological process (GO): TOR signaling; negative regulation of macroautophagy; protein phosphorylation
Cellular component (GO): nucleus; TORC1 complex; TORC2 complex
Molecular function (GO): protein-containing complex binding; protein serine/threonine kinase activity; protein binding
Source: RefSeq, a predicted model, not a curated record
AGCAUCUUUUCAUGUCCACAGUCAACUGUGUACAUUUCCCCUGGGCUUUGGUCUCCAAUGUGCGCCCUGGGGUGUGAUUCACAAUAAUGGCGCAAGCAGGUCCGGCCACGGACGUUACACAACGGCUCUUCUCAGAGUUGAAAUCGAAGAAUGAGGAGGUACGGGUCCGAGCUUCGUAUGAGCUCUACGACAAUGUCAUCGCCGUCUCAAGAGAGUGGCCUCCCGAAAAGUUCCUCGAGUACUACAACGCCGUGAGCCAACGUAUCGCACAACUGGUGGUUACAGGCGGUGAUGCAAAUGAGAAGAUCGGUGGUAUCCUGGCUCUUGACCGGCUAAUAGAUUUCGAUGGUGUCGAUGCUGCGCAGAAGACUACACGGUUUGCCAGUUAUCUACGAAGCGCACUUCGUAGCAACGAUAAUGCAGUCCUGGUGUACGCCGCGAGGUCGCUUGGCCGCCUGGCCAAACCAGGUGGGGCUCUGACAGCAGAGCUGGUAGAAAGUGAAAUACAGUCUGCGUUGGAAUGGCUCCAGUCAGAAAGACAGGAGGGUAGGCGCUUCGCUGCUGUGCUUAUAAUCCGGGAGCUUGCGAAGGGUUCUCCAACGCUGCUUUAUGGAUUUGUACCUCAGAUUUUCGAACUCGUCUGGGUUGCCUUGCGGGAUCCCAAGGUGCUCAUUCGAGAGACAGCCGCCGAAGCAGUUAGUGAAUGUUUCGAGAUCAUAGCUGCACGAGACAUGCAAGUGCGCCAGCUUUGGUUCGCCCGGAUCUACGAGGAGUCGUUACAGGGACUCAAAUCCAGCAACGUUGACUGGAUCCAUGGAUCUCUUCUCAUUCUAAAGGAGCUCCUUUUGAAGGGUGCAAUGUUCAUGAAUGAACAUUACAGAAACGCCUGUGAGAUUGUCCUUCGACUGAAGGACCAUCGUGAUCCCAAGAUUCGCACGCAGGUUGUCCUUACGAUACCGAUCCUCGCAUCUUACGCCCCUAUGGAUUUCACGAACAACUAUCUUCACAAGUUUAUGAUCUAUCUACAAGCCCAGCUAAAGCGGGAUAAGGAGCGAAACCCGGCUUUCAUCGCUAUCGGAAAGAUCGCCAACGCGGUCGGUGUGGCUAUCACCCCGUUCUUGGACGGGAUUAUUGUCUACAUUAGAGAGGGUCUUGCUAUGAAAGCGCGUAACAGAGCUGCAGUCAAUGAGGGUCCCAUGUUUGAAUGUAUCAGUAUGCUGUCGUUGGCGGUUGGACAGACCCUCAGCAAGUAUAUGGAGGCAUUGCUGGACCCAGUCUUCGCCUGUGGUCUGAGCGAGUCCCUUACACAGGCACUUGUCGAUAUGGCUCACUACAUCCCUCCGAUAAAACCCACCAUCCAAGAAAAGCUGCUUGAUAUGCUGAGUAUCAUACUCUGCGGGACACCAUUUCGGCCACUCGGGUGCCCAGAGAACAGACUUCCACCCAUUCCUAACUUUGCGAAGGAUUUUCUACCUCAAGAACCGCACUCCGACGCAGAAAUUGCGCUCGCUCUGCAUACCCUUGGAAGUUUCGACUUUUCGGGGCAUAUAUUAAACGAGUUUGUGCGCGACGUCGCUAUUCGAUAUGUCGAGAAUGACAAUCCCGAGAUCCGAAAGGCGUCCGCCCUCACGUGUUGUCAGUUGUUCGUUCACGAUCCCAUUAUCAACCAGACAAGCAGUCACUCGAUACAGGUGGUCAGCGAAGUUAUCGACAAAUUACUGACGGUGGGUGUCGGUGAUCCUGACUCUGAAAUCCGGCGGACUGUGCUGUGGUCACUAGACCGCAAAUUUGAUCGUCAUCUCGCUAAGCCUGAGAAUAUUCGAUGCUUGUUCUUGGCAGUGAACGAUGAAGUAUUCUCUGUCCGAGAGGCAGCUAUCAGCAUCAUCGGACGGCUAUCUAGCGUCAAUCCCGCUUAUGUCUUCCCACCUUUGCGGAAAUUGCUAGUCAACCUGCUUACUGGCUUGGGAUUUGCAAGCACCGCUCGCCAAAAGGAAGAGAGCGCUCAGUUGAUCAGCCUUUUUGUCUCAAAUGCCACGAAACUCAUCCGGUCCUAUGUCGACCCAAUGGUCACGUCUCUGUUGCCAAAGACGACUGAUCCUAAUGCUGGUGUCGCGUCUACUACACUCAAAGCUAUUGGAGAGCUUUCCAAUGUGGGCGGCUUCGAGAUGAAGCAGUACCUACCCGAGCUCAUGCCGAUCAUCCUAGAGUCACUACAAGAUUUGUCAUCCCACACGAAGCGUGAAGCUGCUCUCCGAACACUUGGGCAGUUGGCAACCAAUUCCGGUUAUGUCAUCGAGCCUUAUAUGGAAUAUCCCCAUCUCCUUGCUAUUCUUAUAAAUAUCAUCAAGACAGAGCAGACUGGAUCUCUUAGAAAGGAGACGAUAAAAUUACUAGGUAUUCUUGGUGCUCUGGAUCCGUACAAAUACCAACAGAUCAGUGAAACAACACCGGACAUUCAUCAUAUCAACGAGAUCCAAACAGUCUCCGACGUCUCCCUCAUAAUGACAGGCUUGACGCCAUCGAAUGAGGAGUAUUACCCGACUGUUGUGAUCAACACUCUGAUGCAAAAUAUUCUGCGGGAGAGCUCUCUGGCUCAGUACCAUUCCGCUGUCAUCGACGCUAUUGUCACUAUCUUCAAGACGCUAGGUUUGAAAUGUGUCGGCUUUCUAGGGCAGAUCAUUCCAGGCUUCUUGUCCGUAAUCCGGAGCUCUCCUACCAGUCGUCUGGAGUCCUAUUUCAACCAACUGGCGAUUCUCGUUAAUAUUGUCAGACAGCAUAUUCGUGCCUUCCUUCCGGAAAUCAUUGAAGUAAUUCGUGAAUUUUGGGAUUCUUCUUAUCAGGUUCAGGCAACGAUACUUUCCCUCGUGGAAGCCAUAGCCAAAUCGUUGGAAGGCGAAUUCAAGAAGUACUUGGCUGGCCUUAUUCCCUUAAUGCUCGACACUCUCGACAAAGAUAAUACCUCACGACGGCAACCUUCCGAAAGGAUACUCCAUACAUUCCUCAUCUUUGGCUCAAGUGGCGAGGAGUACAUGCACCUCAUCGUUCCAUCGAUCGUGCGCCUGUUCGACAAGCCACAGAAUCCUCCAAGCAUUCGCAAGUCAGCAAUCGAUACACUUGGAAAGCUUUCUCGCCAGGUGAAUAUCUCUGACUUCGCAUCACUUAUGAUACAUUCUCUGGCUCGUGUGAUUGCUAGCGGUGAUCGGACCCUAAGGCAGUCUGCAACGGAUUGCAUUUGUGCUCUUAUCUUCCAACUUGGCCAGGAUUUUAGCCACUAUAUCCAGCUCAUCAACAAAGUUAUCAAGCAGAACCAAGUCAACCAUAUUAACUAUCAGAUUCUGGUGACGAAACUACAGAAGGGCGAGUCUCUUCCCCAGGAUCUCAACCCUGACGACAACUAUGGGGCCCUGACGGACGACACAAAUUAUGGCGAGAUUGGCCAGAAGAAGAUGCUUGUGAAUCAGCAGCACCUGAAGAAUGCCUGGGAUGCAUCUCAGAAAUCGACCCGUGAAGACUGGCAGGAAUGGAUUCGUCGGUUCAGUGUUGAGCUACUCAAGGAAUCGCCUUCUCCGGCGCUUCGGGCUUGUGCUAGUCUGGCAGGAAUCUACCAACCACUCGCUAAGGACCUUUUCAAUGCUGCGUUUGUCUCUUGCUGGACCGAGCUUUAUGACCAGUACCAGGAGGAACUUGUCCGUUCCAUCGAAAGAGCUCUCACCUCUCCCAACAUCCCGCCGGAAAUCCUUCAGAUUCUGCUUAACCUUGCCGAAUUCAUGGAGCACGAUGACAAGGCACUGCCGAUUGACAUCAGGACUCUCGGAAAAUAUGCUGGCAAAUGUCAUGCCUUUGCCAAGGCCCUUCACUACAAAGAAUUAGAAUUCGAGCAGGAUCAGAACUCCGGUGCUGUCGAGGCACUGAUUACCAUCAAUAAUCAACUUCAGCAAUCUGACGCUGCUAUUGGCAUUCUGCGCAAGGCUCAGGCAUAUCGUGAUGUCGAACUGAAGGAGACCUGGUUCGAGAAGCUGCAACGCUGGGAAGAGGCACUCGCUGCGUAUAAGAGAAGGGAGAAGAUCGAUCCCGAUUCUUUCGGUGUCACCAUGGGUAAGAUGCGUUGUUUGCAUGCCCUUGGAGAGUGGAAAGUACUGUCCGAUCUAGCCCAGGAGAAAUGGAAUCAGGCAUCCCUUGAACAUAGGAGGGCGAUCGCCCCUCUUGCGGCAGCAGCGGCUUGGGGUCGUGGACAAUGGGAACUCAUGGACUCCUAUCUUGGCGUUAUGAAAGAACAGUCCCCUGAUCGCUCAUUCUUUGGUGCUAUCCUGGCACUGCACCGCAACCAGUUCGAUGAGGCGGCUAUGUAUAUUGAAAAAGCUCGCAACGGUCUUGACACAGAACUUUCGGCUUUGUUAGGAGAGUCAUAUAACCGAGCUUACAACGUCGUCGUUCGCGUCCAGAUGCUUGCGGAGCUCGAGGAGAUCAUCACUUUCAAACAGAAUGUCGGAGACCCAGAAAAGCAAGCGGCUAUGCGUGAGACGUGGAACAAGCGACUGCUCGGUUGUCAACAGAACGUUGAAGUAUGGCAACGAAUGCUCAAGGUCAGAGCGCUGGUGACAUCUGCUCGCGAGAACCUGGAUAUGUGGAUCAAAUUCGCCAAUCUUUGUCGCAAGUCGAACCGUAUGGGUCUUGCGGAGCGCUCGUUGGCAUCGCUCGAGAGCGUGAUUCAAGAUGGAAACCACACCGAGAUUGUGGCACCGCCAGAGGUUACAUAUGCUCGCCUGAAGUUCAACUGGGCUACUGGCCGCCAGAAGGAGGCUCUUCAGAUGCUGAAAGAGUUCACCGCAAAUCUCAGCGAAGAACUUGCAAAGUACAACUCCGCUCUUGCGUCGCAUCCCCCCCAUGACGGCACCAACGGCAUCAAUGGACUCGGGGAGUCAAAUCACCCUGAUGCACUUAGCCUGCGUCAGCGUAUGGGAGACAUCUCGAAGAUGAGGAAGUUGUUGGCAAAGAGUUAUCUCAAGCAGGGAGAGUGGCAAACUGCACUCCAACGGGGUGACUGGAGGGCCGAGCAUGUCCGUGAGGUGCUCAACGCCUAUCAGGCUGCCACUCAGUACAAUCGUGAAUCUUACAAGGCCUGGCAUGCUUGGGCACUUGCGAACUUCGAAGUCGUCACCACCUUGGCUGCCCAGCCAAGUCGGGAUGGCUCGAUGGUUCCUGGUCACAUCAUCAACGAGCAUGUUAUUCCCGCGAUACGUGGUUUCUUCCGGUCUAUUUCCUUAUCUUCAACCUCUUCCCUGCAAGAUACUCUAAGGUUGCUCACGCUCUGGUUCACACACGGCGGCGACCAGGAGGUGAACAGCGUGGUCACGGAAGGAUUCUCGGCUGUCAACAUUGAUACCUGGCUUGCAGUGACACCUCAACUUAUUGCUCGUAUUAAUCAGCCAAAUAUCAGAGUACGCAAUGCUGUCCAUCGCCUCCUAGCUGAAGUCGGCAAAGCCCACCCGCAAGCUCUCGUCUACCCGUUGACUGUCGCAAUGAAGUCGAAUGUUGCUCGGCGAUCACAGUCCGCGAGCCAUAUUAUGGACAGCAUGCGGCAGCAUAGUGCGAAAUUGGUUGAACAGGCAGACCUUGUCAGCCACGAACUAAUUCGUGUUGCAGUUCUGUGGCACGAACUCUGGCACGAAGGUCUGGAAGAAGCGUCUCGUCUGUACUUCGGGGACCACAACGUGGAGGGAAUGUUUGCAACUCUGCAGCCACUACAUGAUCUACUGGAUAAGGGUGCCGAGACUCUCAGAGAGGUGUCUUUCGCACAGGCGUUCGGCCGUGAUUUGGCUGAAGCUCGGCAUUAUUGCAUGCUUUACCGGGAGACUGAGGAGAUUGGCGACCUGAACCAGGCAUGGGAUCUCUACUAUACGGUUUUCCGGAAAAUCGCUCGACAGCUUCCGCAGUUGUCCACUCUCGACCUGAAAUAUGUUUCCCCAAGGUUGAAGGAUGCUGCGGACCUGGAUCUGGCUGUUCCUGGAACGUACCAACCCGGCAAACCAGUGAUUAGGAUUAUGAAGUUUGAUCCCGUUCUCCAUGUCCUCCAGACGAAGAAGAGGCCACGCAGGAUGACUCUGAAGGGCAGUGAUGGUAACUCUUACAUGUACGCUCUGAAGGGCCAUGAAGAUAUCAGGCAGGAUGAACGAGUUAUGCAGCUCUUUGGUCUUGUCAACACGCUGCUCGACAAUGAUAGCGAGUGCUUCAAGCGUCACCUCUCUGUGCAACGAUUCCCUGCCAUCCCAUUGUCUCAGAACUCCGGUCUUUUGGGAUGGGUGUCGAACAGUGACACAUUGCAUGCUCUCAUCAAGGAAUACCGUGAGAGCCGCCGUAUUCUGCUCAAUAUUGAGCAUCGGAUCAUGCUUCAGAUGGCCCCUGACUAUGACAAUCUCACUCUCAUGCAAAAGGUCGAAGUCUUUGGUUACGCUAUGGAUAACACUACAGGCAAAGAUCUGUACCGUGUGCUCUGGCUCAAGAGUAAGAGCUCUGAGUCCUGGCUUGAGAGGCGGACGAAUUACACGCGAUCUCUGGGUGUCAUGUCCAUGGUUGGUUACAUUCUUGGACUGGGAGAUCGCCAUCCUUCGAAUCUUCUACUCGACCGUAUCACUGGAAAGAUCGUCCAUAUCGAUUUCGGUGACUGCUUUGAGAUUGCCAUGCACCGCGAGAAAUACCCAGAAAGGGUUCCUUUCCGUCUCACGCGUAUGUUGACCUUCGCGAUGGAGGUUAGCAACAUCGAAGGUAGCUACCGGAUCACUUGUGAGGCUGUCAUGCGCGUGAUUAGAGAAAACAAGGAUUCGUUGAUGGCUGUUCUUGAAGCUUUCAUCCACGAUCCGUUGAUCAACUGGCGCUUGGGAACCAACGAGUCACCCGAUCGUACGUCUUUCGCAGCGGACCGCCGGCAAUCUGUCAUCGAAGACAUCAACCUCGAACAAGGCAUGCAACCAAGCAACUUCUCCCGUCAUCGCCGGCCUUCUAUCCUCGAAGGAGGUAUCCUCGACGCUCAGCAAGGCGUCCCCAACGAAGCGCGCGAGGCCCAGAAUGCGCGUGCGCUGCAGGUACUUGCCAGAGUCAAAGAGAAGUUGACUGGCAGAGACUUCAAGCCAACCGAAGAGCUUAAUGUGAGCGAUCAGGUUGACAAACUUCUGGCCCAAGCGACCAGUGUGGAGAAUAUCUGUCAACACUGGAUCGGAUGGUGCAGUUUCUGGUAAUCUUAAGCUAUAUCCGGAGUCUAUGGCGCAGCAGACCACAGGGAUGGUUUUGUAUUGUUAGUGUCUUUCUCUCGGUUUCAUCUCCGGGAGCAUGAUCGGUUUGGGGAGUGUUCAGUUUUUCUUUUUUGUUAUUGUACUCUGCCGUUGUAGUCGUCGUUUCAUCACAUGCUUUGAAGUUUCGCGAUAAUGAUCGAGACGGCAACGGAGUCGAGGUCGACUGAUAGAAAAUUCCCCUUUAUGGCGAUAGUAGAAGUCCUUGAGCGGUAGAUAUCCAAUCAACACUAUACGACCAGGC